AUGAGUUCGCCGUCUCCGCGCAUCCCAGAAUUCUCCAUCAAGAUUGAUCAGCAGACGGCGGUUCUGUUGGCAGCUGGUGGCGUUGCUAUCGGGAGUGCUGCCCUUCUAUUAUACAGAAACAACAUGGAGCCGGGCACGAGGAUGCCUAGGUUCCUGCAGCGUUUGGCUGACUCCCUUUACACGCGAGCUGGUGGUCAGAGCAGUGAUGCUAGGAACGCCACGAGCCACAUGUCUUUCCCAACAGUCGCCCCGCCGGUACUCUACGAGAGAGGUGGUAAUGGGCAAACGUGUGAGGAAAGACUCUACGUUCAACUACAUGUAUUGGAUGCUAAUAGCAGUGCCAAUCUGCCGGGGGCCAGGGAGAAGCUGAAGAAACAACUGGAGACCCGUGAUGUCUCGUCAGUGGUUUAUGAUGAUGUUAACAAUCCUAGGUCUAUCGGGCUGCUAACUUGGAGCACUGAUCCGUCACAUUUCGUGAAGGUUGUGAAUCCAAUACUGCAGAUGGGUGGCAUUGGGGACGUCUUGACUCCGCGUCCGAGAUGGACUAUGUUUGGUAAAACUUAUGCCAACGGGCAUGAGCCCAGCCUUGUUGAUUUCCUGAUCGAGAAAGUGCCUAGGAAUGCAACUAGAGCGGAUGCCCCGUAUGCAGUGUGGUACCCUAUGCGUAGGAGCGGUGACUUCUAUAUGCAGUCCCCGGAAGACCAGUGCCGUAUGCUCCUACAUCAUGCAGCGAUUGGCAAGGCUUUUGCUGAGGUUGGCGCAGCUUAUGAUAUUCGUCUGAACUGUUACGGCAUUGAUGCUGAUGAUAACGAGUUCGUAGUGGGCUUGGUUGGCAAAGACCUUCAUGGUCUCAGCAAGGUGGUCCAAGAGAUGCGCAAGACGGAGCACACCUCUUACUAUUUGAAAUCCCUCGGGCCCUUCUUUGUGGGAAUGCGAGUCUUCUCUCACAGGAGUCGCAGUGAGACUACAGCAGCGUGA
Perkinsus marinus ATCC 50983 is the source of this 978-nucleotide messenger RNA. RefSeq lists its product as hypothetical. NCBI's taxonomy places the organism in Eukaryota, Perkinsozoa, Perkinsida, Perkinsidae. The record is from RefSeq and is a predicted model, not a curated record. The transcript has 3 exons. Gene Ontology annotation, molecular function: oxidoreductase activity; heme binding. The coding region runs from base 1 to 978 and encodes 325 amino acids.